Molecule: messenger RNA, 1118 nt
Organism: Lingula anatina
Lineage: Eukaryota; Metazoa; Brachiopoda; Lingulata; Lingulida; Lingulidae
Product: caspase-7-like
Biological process (GO): apoptotic process; positive regulation of neuron apoptotic process; proteolysis
Cellular component (GO): cytoplasm
Molecular function (GO): cysteine-type endopeptidase activity
Source: RefSeq, a predicted model, not a curated record
CACUUGUACGCCUCAUAUGGAUUAGAAGAUCUGCAAGAUGGAGGACACAAAAGAUGAAAUGAUUCUAGGAGACCAUGACAUGAAGUACAAGAUGACUCAUAAAAAAAGAGGUUAUGCCAUCGUCAUCAACAAUCAAGUCUUUCAACCACAAACUGACAAGGAGGAGAGACGAGGUACAAAGCAGGAUGCAGAAGGGAUUAAGAACAGAUUUGAGGCACUGGGUUUUGUUGUAGAGCCUUAUGAGAACUUAACAUGUUCGCAGAUGUUAAGAACCAUGGGUGAAGUUGGUCGCCGUAAUCACUCCAAAAAUGAUUGUCUGGCUUUGGUAGUUAUGUCACAUGGGGACGAGGGAAUUGUUUAUGGCACUGAUGGUAUAGUGGAGUUGGAUAUAUUACUAGCCCCUCUGAAGGGAGACAAGUGUCCAACAUUAGCAGGGAAACCAAAGCUCAUUUUCAUUCAGGCUUGUCGAGGCACUAAACUAGAUGGAGGUGUAGAGGUUGCUGAUGAAGCGGGUCUGGAUGAGCUAGACGGUAGAAACCAUGUGCACAAAAUUCCUGCCGAGGCAGACUUCCUCAUUGCUUACUCUGUGGUGCCAGGAUUUUUUUCUUGGCGUAACCCGACGAAUGGAUCUUGGUUCAUGCAGGCACUCAUUCAGGUCCUGGGAGACUACGGUCAACAGUUGGACAUCCUAAGCUUGAUGACCAUUGUUAACAGGAAGGUGGCGUACGAGUUUGAGUCAAAUGCAGCCUCCAAGGCAAUGAGCAAAAAGAAACAGGUUCCAUGCAUAACUUCCAUGUUAACCAAGCUGGUAUAUUUUUGGCCAAAACAGUAGGAGAGCCCAGGCCCUUGGUAAAUACCCUGGAUGGUUUAUUUCAAUAAAACUAGGACAGUGAAUUUUCAAUUCAUUGACAAGUGGACAAAUAUUUAUGUCUGUUUGGACAGUUGAAAAAUUAGGACUUCAGCAUCAAUAUCAUUAUUAUUUUUUAUUAUUAGUAUUAUACUUUGGCAAACCUUGGCAAAAAUUACAACUGGCGAAAAUACCUUUUGCACCAGUUUUACACAUCUCAAAAUGACCUCUAGAUUUUAUCCUAUGUGUAACAUAUCAAACAAGCAAUCCC